This is a messenger RNA of Guillardia theta CCMP2712, 534 nucleotides long. RefSeq lists its product as hypothetical. NCBI's taxonomy places the organism in Eukaryota, Cryptophyceae, Pyrenomonadales, Geminigeraceae. The transcript has a single exon. The coding region runs from base 1 to 534 and encodes 177 amino acids. The record is from RefSeq and is a predicted model, not a curated record.
AUGCCAGCAGAGAUUUUACGUCUUGAGCAGAAAGCAAAUAAAGUUUGGUCGACACACGAUGCAGAGCGGGCGCUGACGUCUGAGGAGCAGAGAGCCCUUCGAGACAUCAUGGAGUUUCUCCAGGUUCAUCGCACUACUCUCAUGUCGAAGAGAAUUGAAGACUUGACCGACGAGAAACUUCAUCGCCUCUCUUGCAUGCAUCAGAAAGUCAGAGAGUGGGAGCAGGAUCGCGUUGUCAAGCUCUGCUCCAACGGCGCGCGCUCCAUCCUCGGCUUUAGCUCCAUGCUAGUGCUGGACCAAGAAAAGUUCGACGAUUACAUGACAACAUUUGGGGAUGUGCAAGCGUGGAGACCAGGAAUGCCAUUUUCAAGAUUGAAAAGGCCGAUGAAGGCGACGCGUGAGCUCCUUCGCCAGUGCGCUUUGAUGAAGAAUAUUGACGCAGACACAAGUUUGACAAAGUAUGUGUUCAGAGAGAACAAGGUGAAGUGCAACUGCCGUCUUCUGUUUUCUCAACGGUCUCUUUCACAAUCUUGA